Messenger RNA from Mytilus trossulus (common blue mussel), 627 nucleotides. RefSeq lists its product as uncharacterized. NCBI's taxonomy places the organism in Eukaryota, Metazoa, Mollusca, Bivalvia, Mytilida, Mytilidae. The record is from RefSeq and is a predicted model, not a curated record. The coding region runs from base 1 to 555 and encodes 184 amino acids. The transcript has 6 exons.
AUGGAGAUUUUAGAUACAACAGAUGUAAGUGAUAUAAACUUAAGAGAUUGUGAAGAUGAACCAUGUUCUUCAAAUGAUUCUAUGAUAUCUGGUGAUACAGAGGAGCAAGUAGAGAGAAGAACAAACAAAAGGAAAAGUUCAACAUAUGAUGAUAACAAGGCUGCAAAACUUCAGAAAGUUCCAACUGAACCUGAGGCAGAAAAAGGGAAAAGUUCAACAUAUGAUGAUAACAAGGCUGCAAAACUUCAGAAAGUUCCAACUGAACCUGAGGCAGAAAAAGGAACAAAAAGAAAAUAUAAAUUAUGGACUGAAGAGAAUACUAAAGUAGUGGAUGUUUAUUUUAAGAGAUACAUUACAGAUACAUCUAGCUUGGACAACAAAGGGUCAUUGCCAGGAUCAAAAGAUGUAAGAGAGUUUCUUCAGAAGCAUCCAAUCCUUCAAGAUAUUGAAAUUAAAAAAAGGAUAACAGCCAUCAAGACAAAAAUCUUCAAUGAUAGAAAAGUUUACAGAGAAAAAAUUUCAAAGAAACUUAAGAAAACCCUCCAAAGUAUGUGAGCAUUCUGAAUAUCAUGCAUUCCAUAUAAUAGAUUGACUUGUAAUAGGCCUCUUAAUCUGUAAUCAUCCUCA